AAGCUUCAUCUAGGUAUAAUGUCUUUGGGUAGUCUUACUUUUGCCGCUUUUGGCCAGCUACAACCAUUCACUAACACGGUUAUGGGAUGUGGAACACUCACUUUUCAAAUCUGAGGAAGAGUAGCUUUGAUUCCUCCAUCAAUUGAUAAUUAGCAACGUUGUAAACCGUUCUCAGAUUGUGUGCGUGGGGUAGAGCGUAUGUUGUCAGCUGCGGUUGGGCAGCGCAUCAAAACACAUUCAAUAGCUGCUCGCUCAUCAGUACCAGGGCAUCUGUGCGACCGCAGCAGCAGUUAUCCUCUCUCCAGAGAUCAUUUAGACUGCUGAUAUUUCUGAAGUAAGAAAUCUACGGCAGAAUUGGUCUUAUUCUGGCAAAACAUUUUCAGUCGACAUGGCGACAAUGUAUAGAAUACCAGUUUUCCCUCACCUGCAGGAUCGCUGUGUGGACCCAGGUCUGUCUCUGUCUCGGGGCAGGAGUGUGAUGGCUGAGCCGGACUAUCUGGAGGGGGACUGUGAGGAGCUGAUCAAGCCAAAGAAGCUGCUAAACCCUGUAAAGGGCUCCAGAAACCACCAGGACCUGCAUCGAGAACUCAUGAUGAACCAGAAGAGGGGUUUGGCUCCCCAGAACAAACCAGAGCUCCAGAAGGUUCUGGAGAAGAGGAAGAGGGAGCAGGUCCUGAAGGCCCAGAGGGAGGAGCAGGAGGCCCACACUAAGAGGAGCGACCUGGAGAUAGAACUCAUGAAAAGACAACAGAAACUAGAACAGCUGGAGUUGGACCAGCAAAAAGAUGAGGAGGAACAGGAGAACACCCCUGAGUUUGUGAAGAUGAAAAGCAACCUGAGGAGGACCAAACAGGAGGCCGAUGGGGAGGAGCGUACUACUUAGGGACCACAUCGCUGUCUUUGUGUGAAAGAGUGAGAGCAACUGUGUACAUAGGGGUAUGUGUGUGUGUGUGUGUGUGUUUGUGUGUGUACAGAGUCUGGUGUGUGUCAUCCGAGGUGGACUCUUAACUUCUCCAACCCUCUUGAGAAAGACUGAAAGGAAGACUACAGGCUCUCUGUAAGUCCACCACAGAGCGCCAGUACAACGGACCACUUCGUCUGUCCCCUCACCUCAGCCAGAAGAAACCACUUCUACCCCCCUCACCUCAGCCAGAAGAAACCACUUCUACCCCCCUCACCUCAGCCAGAAGAAACCACUUCUACCCCCCUCACCUCAGCCUCUCCAUGGGUGGAAAGGUGAACUAACACAGGACGUGCUGCAUGUGAAGGACAGUCAGUCUGCAGAGGUCUGACACACGUUUCCAUUCCCUCUGUCUUGUGCCUGUCCCUCUUUCAAGCCACAGAGAGCUGCCCUUGUAGUUGGUAAUUGUUGUCACGAUGUUUUCUUUUUCUGCGCACAGAAUGGGAAAACCGACACUGGAUGGACUCAAGCUGUGUUUCGUAAAAAUGCCAAAUGACUGUGCUGUUAUUAUUUAUGUUUGUAGAAUUCUAGUUCCAUGUAGGGAGAGCGUGAGAGACGUCUCAGUUUACUUUUGCAGCUCAGUGUCUAAAGCCUGAACAGGUCAGGAUGAGGAUGAGUGCUUGUGUGUGUAAAGGGAAAAAAAACAAAAGGAAAAAAAAAGUUUUUUUAUUUUUAUCUCCAACAUGCCACUUCCUCAGCUAAUGCUAUUUGAAACCUUACUAAAAAGCCCAUAGGUGUGAGAGGUCUUUUAUUUGUAUAAGCAUAAUAAUUUCAAAUGUUCUAGUCUUUUUC
Molecule: messenger RNA, 1753 nt
Organism: Esox lucius (northern pike)
Lineage: Eukaryota; Metazoa; Chordata; Actinopteri; Esociformes; Esocidae
Gene: fam107b
Product: family with sequence similarity 107 member B
Exons: 4
Coding region: 389-883 (164 amino acids)
Source: RefSeq, a predicted model, not a curated record